UUGAGCUUAUGAUUUUUUGAAGAUCACACACACAUAUAUAUGUAUAACUAAUUUUGCACCCUUCUUUCUCGCGGGUUGCAAUCCAUCCGUGAAAUGUCCCCAAUUUCACUGAUCGGAAGAAAUUUCUAAGACGGUAGCUUCAAAUUUUGGGAAUUUGCUAAACCCUACCUUCAUACAUCGGAGUUUCAACAUACCCUUCAUCCACUUCAAACUCUACAAUUUCAAAUUUCCGUAAAUGAGUUCCGCAAAAAAGCAUUACAAGGAUAAAUUUGCUCGUCACAAGGAGGAGAAAACUGAAGAACCGGAAACCCCAAAAUACAGAGACCGAGCUAAAGAACGAAGAGAAGAUCAAAAUCCUGAUUAUGAACCCACGGAGUUGGGUUUUCAUGCUGUUGCCCCUCCUGGGACUGUUGACAUUCGGGCGGCUGAUGCACACAAGUUAUCCAUUGAGAAGAGCAAGUACCUUGGAGGGGACGUUGAGCAUACCCACUUGGUGAAAGGUUUAGAUUAUGCCUUGCUCAAUAAAGUAAGAAGUGAGAUUGACAAGAAGCCAGAUGCUGUAGGUGAUGCUGAAGGGAAGGCCAGUGCACCCAAGGAAGAUCAACAAGUGUUGUUUCGCACUGCAACAGCAAAGUCUGUAUACAAAUGGAUCGUCAAGCCCCAGACGGGCAUUAAGUCAAAUGAGACGUUCCUUCCUGGUAGAACAUCAUUUAUUUAUAACAUGGAGGGUGGAUAUUCUCACGAUAUUCCAACUACCUUGCACAGAAGUAAAGCUGACUGUCCAGUGCCAGAGGAAAUGGUAACUGUCAAUGUUGAUGGUUCUGUCUUAGAUCGAAUUGCUAAAAUUAUGUCAUAUCUUCGUCUUGGAUCCUCAGGGAAGGUUUUAAAGAAGAAAAAGAAGGAUAAAGAUGUAAAAGGGAAGAUUUCAUCUAUUGUUAAUGAAUAUGUUGGCAUCAAUAAGCCAUCUACACUUGAUACUGGCGUGCCAAAGAAGCAAAUGGAAAGAGAGAUGUUGCCCCCUCCACCUCCUCUUAAGAAAAAUCAGAUAGUUUUAAAGGAGAAGCAAGGGCCAGUUGUCACAAGAGUAGAAGAUGAUGAUAUUUUUGUCGGCGCCGGCGUUGAUUACACUGUUCCUGGUAAGGACCUGAGCCAGAGUCCUCUUUCGGAAGACAUGGAAGAAUCUCCUCGAAAUAAGGAGAAACCUAGUUAUUUCUCUGAACCUGCUUAUGGGCCGGUCCCACCCUCUGGACCACCUCAGGAAUGGCAAGAAACAAAUGGAUAUGGAGUGAUGCAACCUCAAGCGUUUCCUGCUGGCUACCAAGGAGAGUGGCAGGACUACCAAUAUUCUGAACAACUGGCUUAUUCGGAACAGUACCUUCAGCUCAACAUGCAGGCAUAUGAUAUGCAAACAGGAGCGAACAUUCAACAGGAUCCCCGACUCAUGACUCAAGAAGAGAAAGAUAGGGGUCUAGGCUCGGUGUUCAAGAGAGACGAUCAGAGACUACAACAACUGAGAGAGAGAGAUGCACGAGAGAAGGAUCCCAACUUCAUAUCAGAGAGUUAUUCUGAAUGUUACCCUGGAUAUCAAGAGUAUAACCGUGAAAUCGUGGACAGUGACGAUGAAGAUGACUUAUCAAAAAUGGACAUGGGAGGCCGGGCAAAGGGCCGCCUCCACCGGUGGGACUUUGAAACAGAAGAGGAGUGGGCAAAGUACAAUGAGCAGAAGGAGGCCAUGCCAAAAGCUGCAUUCCAAUUCGGUGUGAAGAUGCAAGAUGGUCGGAAGACACGAAAGCAAAACAAGGACCAGAAACUCAACAAUGAACUGCAUAAGAUCAACAAGAUACUAGCAAAAAAGAAAAUGGAGAAGGAAAUGAAUGGAGAUGAUGAAGACAUACAACCUGGAAAGAAGAUUAGAGUUUGAAUUGGUUGGCAAUGGAAAUAGAUGGAAAGAUGUGUAUUUUUUGGACUUUCCAUCACUCGAGAAAAACGAAAAACGUAGAAGUUGGCAUUAUAUGUGUUCUCAUCUAAAGUUCUUUCGUUGGAGAAGGAAUUUUGUCAUAUUAGAUUAUCCUUUAUAAUUCAAGAAAGGCAAUCACCUCCCGCCUAUUUUUAAUGGAGGUUAUAAUGUUUUAUAUUAUUAUUAGUUUAUUAGCCUUUA
Molecule: messenger RNA, 2158 nt
Organism: Cucumis sativus (cucumber)
Lineage: Eukaryota; Viridiplantae; Streptophyta; Magnoliopsida; Cucurbitales; Cucurbitaceae
Product: suppressor of mec-8 and unc-52 protein homolog 2
Exons: 11
Coding region: 236-1921 (561 amino acids)
Biological process (GO): mRNA splicing, via spliceosome
Cellular component (GO): nucleus
Source: RefSeq, a predicted model, not a curated record